Rhodamnia argentea is the source of this 981-nucleotide messenger RNA. RefSeq names its product protein ULTRAPETALA 2-like. The coding region runs from base 145 to 846 and encodes 233 amino acids. The record is from RefSeq and is a predicted model, not a curated record. The transcript has 4 exons. Lineage: Eukaryota; Viridiplantae; Streptophyta; Magnoliopsida; Myrtales; Myrtaceae. Gene Ontology annotation, cellular component: cytosol; nucleus.
UGAAAAACCCCCUUUUUUGAUCUUCCAUUUAAAUGCGUGAAUUUUCAUAUCUAAAAUCACAAUGCUCAAGCGACCGUCUAGGGUUCGAAUUAUUAGCACUGAAAGUCCAAGCGCUCUGCUCUACAACGGCGAGAGGUAGCGCGGAUGCCCAGGAGGAAAAACCCGUUUCCACGGAGACUAUACCCCGCAGAGAUGUUUGGUGAACCUGAGAUCAGAGAAAUGAAGGGAUACAGGAUGGAAACUGAUUACGUCGAGGUAGAAUGUGGAUGCACCCACAAAUGGCUGGGUGACACCGCUGGGUAUCUUAGGGUUUACAAAGAUGGCCUAUUCCAAAUCAACUGUAACUGUAGCUUAGGUUGCAAGAAAGUGAAUUUGACACCACAUGAGUUUGAGAGGCACUCUGAAAAGAGUGGGAAUUGGAAAAGCCACAUUUGGGUGACAAUAGGUGAGAACAAGGUCCCUCUUGAGGAGACCCCUCUGAUGAAUUACUAUCAGUUGGCUCCCAACGAGGCAAAUCACCCUGCGCGACUCAAAUUCCACCGCGACGAGUUUGUUCGCUGCUCCAGGUGCGAGAAGGAGAGGAGGUUCCGCCUCCGCAGCAAGAAGGAAUGCCGAGCUCAUCAUGAUGCGGUCGCGAAUAGGAGGUGGAAGUGUGGUGAUCCUCCCCACGACAAGAUAACCUGUGAGGACGCAGAAGAGCGUGCUGCUAGCAAACGGUCCAGAGGAUGUCGAUCCCCGUUCUGCAAGGGUUGCCCUAAAUGCGUGUGCUUUGGCUGCCUGAAAUGCCGUUUCUUGGACUGCAGUUGCCGCACCUGCGUCGACUACGUCGGCAAUGCCGAGCCCUGAUGAUGUCGACCUUUCUAUCCUCCUUUGGAUGCAUUGCUUUCCCAGAAUAAAUUGAGAAAACUUUGAGAUUGUUGUCUGGUUUCAUUUUCGACCAUCCGUUUGACCUGAUGGUGGCAAAUAUUUGGCACAUUUACA